Molecule: messenger RNA, 2067 nt
Organism: Wallemia ichthyophaga EXF-994
Lineage: Eukaryota; Fungi; Basidiomycota; Wallemiomycetes; Wallemiales; Wallemiaceae
Exons: 4
Coding region: 1-2067 (688 amino acids)
Biological process (GO): carbohydrate metabolic process
Source: RefSeq, a predicted model, not a curated record
AUGAGCAUGCACAUACUCAACAACAUACUCAUACUCAUACUCGCCACGACAGCGUCGGCGUGGACGACGAAAUACAAGGAAUACAUCCACAGUCCAUCGUCGCGCACAGUAACGCCGCAGAGCGUAUAUGGGAUAGAAGGCAAUGUCACCAACCCACUCGGAAUUCUCGGGGGUGAGGGCGCCGCAACACUUUCAGGGGUGAAUAGUACGAUAGUAGUAGAUUUCGGCUAUAUCACAGCCGGGCUGCUAUCGUUCAACUAUACAGCCGAUUCGGCGAAUCAGACGGUCGGCGUAGCAUUUUCCGAGUCAAGCUACUACGCGACGCAGUCGAGCGACAUGUCGAUAGGGCUGAAUGGGGAGGUAGAUGGGUCGUUGCGAGUGGAGCUCAAUGGGACCAACGGCACGCAAGAGCAGUGGACAGCGGACGAUCUGCAUCUUCGAGGAGCGUACCGGUAUGCGACGCUAUUCAUGGCCACGCCAGGUACAGUAGAGGUGAGCGGCCUAUCGAACCAAUUCACAGCUGCGCCGCAAGUCGAUGAGGACAAGCUGCGCGAGUACUCCGGGUAUUUCUACAGCGACGACGCGCUCCUCAACCGCAUAUGGUAUGCCGCCGCAUACACGAACCAGCUGUCGACAAUCGGCGCGGGGACAUCGCGCAACACCACCACCACGCCAACAUCCAACUGGAACAACAGCGAGCUGAUAACUCCACUUUCCCCCUCCGAUAGCGUGCUCGUCGACGGCGCUAAACGCGACCGCACUGAGUGGCCAGGCGACUUUGCUACGGCCAUACCACCCACGUUCCUCGCGAACAACAGGGAUGGAUUGGGGAUGGAAGCGCUGCGCAACUCACUCCGCGCGCUUUAUUCGCAGGUCAGCGCCGAGGGCAUGCUCCCGUACGCAGGGCCACCGCUGCUGAAGGGGCCGCAGUCGUACACGUACCACCUGUGGACGCUGAGUGCGACAUACGCGUACUGGAAGCACAGCGGGGACGAUGAUUUCGUGAAGGGAUUAUGGGACGUGUUUGGUCGCGGCGUGGACCUCGCGCUGGAGGAUGUGGAGCGGGGCGCAAACAAAACGGGGUUGCUGGAUGUACCCGAAAGCGCUUCGUCGUCGUGGGGACGCAGUCCGACCGCGGGACACGACCUCACUGCGAAUGCCAAUCUGUACCAUGCGCUGGAGACGGACGAGGCAAUGCAGUGGGAAGAGCACAUGGAGCCGCUCAGCAACGCUAUCAACACCCAUCUGUGGGACGAGGAGACGGGGCUGUAUAUGGACAACGACACGGAGGCUGGUCACUCGCUCUAUCCUCAGGACGGCAAUGCUGUAGCUGUGCUGUAUGGCGUCGCUGAUGCAGACAGAGCACAGACAGUGAGCUCGGCAUUGAAACAGCGCUGGAAUGACCACGGUGCCGUCUCCCCAGAAGGCCUAAGCGCCAUCUCGCCCUUCGUGUCGGGAUUGGAGGUGUCCGCACACGUGCAGGCUGGAAACAUAACCAACGCACUCGAAUUGAUUAGGCUGGAAUGGGGAUAUAUGCUCAGCGCCUUCUCCAACUCGACGCUGAUUGAAGGUUUCUACCACGACGGGACACUGCAUUACCCGUUCUACGGCUCGCUCGACAGCUACAUCUCACACGCGCACGCAUGGUCGACUACACCACUAGCCACGCUCACGCAGGAGGUGGCUGGGCUGAGAAUAGGCGAUAAUCUCACGCGGUGGGAGUACGCGCCGCAGAACACUGACCUCGAGUUUGUAGAGACAGGCUUCGCGGUGCAAGGGGGAGAGAUCAGGGCUAGAAUGAGAGGCGGUGGUGGAGUGGUAGCGUAUGAGCUGCAGGCGCCUCAAGGGACCAGCGGGUCGAUUAGGGUGCCUGUUGCGGACAAUGGCACUGUCUCAGUCGACGGAAAGAGAGCGAAUGGUGAACGCGGCAACGGGAAAAUGCUGCUGGAGGAUAUUCAAGGGGACGGACAGGUGAUGGAGAUUGUGGUGGCUGACAUGGGCAAUUUUGCAGCCAAUUGGUCUAAGCAGACGGAUCCAACGCGGGAGGAGAGUGAUGCGUUUGCGUGA